AUGGAUCAUAUCGUGGGGCUACUAGCACUCCUUACCGCCGUCGUGAUAGUUCGAUCAGAGCCGCACUCUUUACCGCCAAUCUUUCUUUACGAUGACUACGACAACUGUCAGACACAGGCGUCCGUGUACUGUUACGCCCGUGCUGUGCUGCGGGUGGAUCAAUUUCCGGCCGAUUUCGUAGUGCCUCAAACAGAAAGCUUGGAUCGGAUCGUCUACAAUCACAGAGUCCAUCAUCUGGAGCUGGGAGUGUGUUUGCGUGAGUGUGAAAAAGAGCUGGAGGGUUUAACCGUAGCCCAAAAGGAGUCACUUUAUCGACCACAAAUUCCAGUCAACUUUACCGUUUUAAUACCGAACGAGCUGUUUCCCACGAUUCAAGACGAUAAGCGCCGGUACGAGACGAUGGUGAACGUGUGCGUAAACCAACGACUCCGCACGCGUUAUAACAUUACCGGUUACAUUGCGCUAGAGUACUGUCGACCUGAAGCUGCCAAACAAACGGCCCGUCCGUUCGAUUUAUUGGAACAGCUGUUUCUAACUAUUUCGGGGACACUGGUAGUAACGCUAUUUCUAACAUCAGUACUGGAUGUCAGCGGAAUCAACCAAGAUAAUGCAUUUGUUUCCGCAUUCUCCUUGCGACGGAACUGGAUUCGCUUGCUGUCCAAACCCGACUCUACAUUGCACCGGGACCUACUGUACAUCGAUGGAUUACGUGUGAUCAUUAGCCAUCUUGUGAUUGUCUUGCACACCUUCUUGAUCGCAGGUGCCGCACCUUCACAGAACUAUGGCCUAAUAGAGCAAUUGGUUUCCUCCACGCCAAUGAUGAUGUACGUGUCGGCAAACGCUUUCCUGGUGCAGGUGUUCUUCACGAUCGGUGGAUAUUUGCUGAGUGUGAACUUCCUGCGCGAUGCCGAAAAAAGUCCGAUCGAUGCCCGGUACAUUGGCAACAAGAGUCUAAAUCGCUUGCUUCGGCUCCUGCCCGUUUAUGCAUACUUCCUGCUGUUCUCCGUCAGCCUGAACGUGCGCUUCGACGUAAACCUGAACGGGUACCGGUUGUUUACGGUGGAAAAUGCAAUCUGCCGCCAGAACUGGUGGGCUAAUUUGCUUUUCGUCAACAACUUCCAGUGGCCGGAAGAGCUCUGCCUGAUGCACACCUGGUAUUUGGCGGUCGACUUCCAACUGUUUCUGAUGGCGAUGGCGCUACUUUUGGUGAUACACCGAUGGCCCAAGCAUGUGGGUGCGGUGUUUCUGUGCGGUGUGGUAGCAUCUUUUGUGAUACCGGGCUAUAUAGUAAACCGGCACCGGUUGCAUCCUGUGCUACCGGCUAGGCUGAGUGAAAUGAAAUUUCUUAUGAUGUACGAUCCCUGGUUGCGGCGAAUAUAUCUACCCAGCUAUGCCAACACCGGAUGCUAUCUGUUUGGUGUAAUAGCCGGAUAUCUUUACCAUGCUGCGAAGAAAAACCGCAUUCAGCUACAACGAUCUUUGCUAUAUACAACUAUCAACAGAUGUGUGACGCCCGUUCUUAUUGGGGUGAUCGUGGUCUCUCCCCUCUGGUAUACCGUCGAUAUACCGAAACCCAACCUCUGGGUAUCCGCGUACAGUGCGCUCUAUCGGAAUGUCAUCGGUAUUUUUGUGGCCGUUUGUUUCGUGCGGUGCAUUAUCACACCUCCCGGCAUCAUACGCAAAGUUCUCAGCUCGAAAGUACUGACCGCACUCGGCAAACUUACGUACAGCGUUUACGUGCUGCACGAUGUGGUGAUGCGGUUUGUGCUGUUAAAUAAACGGACGGAUAGCAUCAUCAGCGUAUCAACGAUUGUGCUGAACUUGUGCAUUGUAAUCGUGCUAGCGUUCAGCGGAGGACUGGCAGUAUUUCUUGCCAUCGAACAGCCCAUGAUACAGCUUAUCAAACCGAUCAUAAACAACAUGCGGAGAGUUCCACCGGACCAAAAGCAAAGUCUUAAAAUGGGAAGCUUCUGUCAUGUGCUGAGUGUGAUGUGUAUCAUAAUCGUAGUGGGAAUUGAUGGUGAAUUUAUCGAAAUGUCUCAGUAUCACCGCAUGCCAAAGCUGUGGCAAAUGGAUGACUAUGACGACUGUCUUCAAUCCUCUGGUCCAGAUGAACCGGCCGGUGUUUACUGUACCAGUACGGUCGUACUGAAACCGGACAAUCGUUCCGAGCUUUGGAAAUUGAUCGAGGAUUUUUCCAGCGAUUAUAAGCGCCACUUCAAUCAUCAGGUGGUGAGAAGGGGCACGUGCAUAAAAAAGUGUCAAAAAACGAUCGAAAAACUAUCACCAGCGGCAAGGAAAGCGCUGACGGUGGAAAAAUUCCCGAUAGAUAUUAGGUACAAAUUCGAUGAUGGUAUCUUGGAAAAUGUCGACAUCGAUCGUGAAGUGUAUGCGGAUGUGGUGGAGAUUUGUAUCAACAGUGAGCUGAAUGAGACGUACGGUUUGCUGGCCUACACCGAAAUACUGUCGUGUGAUAAAUCUUCCGAUGAGAUUCAUAUAGAUGCACUUGAUAUGUCGUUCUUGAUUAUUCUCUGUCUGCUUGUCGGCUGUGUGAUCCUUUCGUCAUGGUAUGAUAGUUCAGUCAACUAUAAACUCACCUCGGAACACUACAAACAAGCGCUGGAUAGUAAACGUAAAAUGGUCUGGGUGUCAUUCUCCAUACAGCGAAACUGGUACCGACUAACGUCACGAUCGCGAGACGAAAUGCAUCAAAAGUUGCGCUUCUUUCAAGCAUUCCGAUUUCUCACAAUGGCACUCGUCAUCUUUGGCCAUGCCGCCUUACUGCUGACCGUCUCGCCGACCACCCAUUCGGAAAAGCUGGAGCAACUGAUGCACAACAUCGGCAGCAUGAUUCUCACGAACGGUGUACAGAUCACGCAAACGUUUCUCGCGAUAAGUGGUACGCUGUUGGCGAUACAGGUUAUGAGUUUGGCCGAAAAACGAAAGCGUCGCGUUAGCUUCCUUUAUGUCCCGAUGGCCAUUCUUUAUCGAUACAUACGAUUAACUCCAGUAUACGCGUUUGUGAUCUUACUUCAUGCCACGUGGUUGCUUAAGCUGCAAACGGGUCCAUUGUGGCGUUGGGGAGCUGAAACGGAACAGACAUUCUGCCGGCGAAAUUGGUGGACGAACUUGCUGUACAUCAACAACUAUGUGCAUUCUGACGAACCGUGUGUCCAGCAAGGAUGGUAUCUUGGUGCGGAAUUUCAAGUGUUCGUCAUUGCACUAAUCGUGCUGAUUACCAUCGUCAAUUAUCCUCGUGCCAAGAUCCUAAUUUUGACGGCUGUACUCGUUUUGGCGUACGUCGUUCCAGCUUUUUUCAUCUACUUCCAAAAGCUGGAGGGAGUGUUUGUGGUUACACUCGAAGCGCAACGAUACGUCCUUUGGUACGACAAGUUUUAUCUACAAGCGUACAUCCCAACGCACAUUAACUUUGGCAACUAUAUGCUGGGCGUUCUGACCGGUGUUAUCUACACGGAGCUUCGCAAGCGUUCGAUAAAUCUCGCCGAAAGUAGAACGUUCCGUGCCGUGUGGUACGCAACGAUUAUUGUCGUUCCACUCUCGAUGCUACCGGGGUACAUAUUCUACGUGAACGAUUUCGAAACUCCAUCCGUUUGGAUGGCGGUUUAUUUUGUCAUCUCGAAGAACCUUUUCGGCAUCGCUGCUGGAAUCGUUAUUAUUGGCUCGAUCUACGGCGUUAACGGUGUACUGCAACGAAUACUCAACUAUCCAUUUUUCGAACCAUUGGGCCGGUUAGCGUACGGUGCCUACCUGAUUCAUCCGUUCGUGAUGCGCUACAUGUUUGUCAGCGCGCGUGGACCGGUUUACUAUAGCGAUAUACUCACGCUUUCCUUGGUGUUAGGAGCGACGGUAAUGUCCUGCUUGAUGUCAUUGCUGUUUUGUUUACUGCUUGAGCUACCUACAUCUGCUUUACAGAACAUUCUAUUUGGAAGUUUUAAAGGUAGUAACAACACAUUAUCAAAACAUUAUGCGCUCAAGGAGAUAAACCGCAUUUUUACAACUUUACUGCAUUUUACAGAACAAAAAUCGAACCGCAUUGAUGUAGAGAGUGCCACCAAUCAAGGACAAACUACAAUCACGCCGGAUUUAGAACAAAAGAAAAAUGAAUUAUAA
This is a messenger RNA of Anopheles moucheti, 4131 nucleotides long. RefSeq lists its product as uncharacterized. Gene Ontology annotation, molecular function: acyltransferase activity, transferring groups other than amino-acyl groups. The transcript is spliced from 19 exons. The record is from RefSeq and is a predicted model, not a curated record. Bases 1 to 4131 code for a protein of 1376 amino acids. NCBI's taxonomy places the organism in Eukaryota, Metazoa, Arthropoda, Insecta, Diptera, Culicidae.